AUGAAUCGUGGACGGUUUUUAGUAAACAUGGUUGAAGAAAGGUACAAAGAAAACAUCAGCCCUAGCUUACUAACCCAACCAGAUACUAGACAGGAGUUUGAACCAAUAAUACAAAAUGAGAGAGAUUCAUCUAACGAAACUCAUGCAGCCUUAUCCGUGGAUGGUAAAUCUAUUCCGAGCACAUCUAAACAACAGCAGGCUAGUACACCAAAUUAUUAUAUUUCACCAAUCCAAAGUGACCAAAGUGAUUUUGAUGACUCAGGUGAGGAUCCCAAUUUCCAAUGGAUUAAUAAAAGUAAGACACUAUCUCAGAUCGUACCUUUUGGUUCAUUGCUGUCUUCAUCCAGCACCAGCAGUAGUAGCUCUAAGAGCUCAUCACGUUCUAAUAGCUCGUCAGACACCGAAGAUGAUAGUGCGCAUUUACAGCUUGACCCUUAA
This is a messenger RNA of Parnassius apollo (apollo), 438 nucleotides long. The record is from the annotation of a GenBank genome assembly. NCBI's taxonomy places the organism in Eukaryota, Metazoa, Arthropoda, Insecta, Lepidoptera, Papilionidae.